GGGACAAGGGCAGGACGAUGGGGGAGAGUGAGUGAGAGAGGGAGCCAAGGGGGAUGGAGAUGAUAGGAAGAGAGAGAGAGGGUGGGAGUGAAGGAGUGAAAAGCCGGAACGUCAUCACACUGCAUUUUGGAGGCUGAGACCCUACACCGUCUGAGAUUCACAGUCAUGUAGACUGCAAACAAGAUUCAGAGUGAAAUGGACCGGACGAUCCAUUUCAGAGAAACGUAGACCGUGCACUCAUUUCAGAGAAAUAUAAACAUAGUGAAUUCUAUUUUGCAGCAAGAAUACUAUGACAAAAGUCCGUAUAAAGUACCAAGAUAAAUUGUGCCAAAGAGUUCAUGGUCUGUGGAAAGGUCUGGCUUGGAGUCAGAAGUCUCUGAUCCCGUGUCUCGGGAGUCGGGCGGAUCGAGGGUCGGUGUCUCGACAGGACCCGUGUGUCGUCAGGGAUGUUGGGAUAUCUGCAACGGUGUGUCUGGAGAUGCUCUAUACCAUUCUGAAAGCCCUUGUGAUGGUUGGUUCCCAAGAUCCUCGGGACACUCUUCAAUGCAAGCACAUCUUAGAAGAGAGGCCGAAACUGCUCGCAAUACUCCAUGUGGUCUGACCAAUGCCCUAUAAAGCCUCAGCAUUAAAUGCUUGCUUUUCUGUUCUGGUCCUCGUGCAAUGGGAGGACAUUUUUACCAUCCGGGUGCAUCACAGGUUGGUACGGCAACUGCUCUACCCCGACGGCCAGAACCUGCAGAGGGUUGAACACUCAGCUCAGCACGUCACGGAAGCCAGCCUCCCUCCAUGGACUCCAUCUGUACUUCAGUAACGCAACCAAAAACCCCUCCUGUUCUAGACGUUCUCUCGCUCCCCUCCAGUCAGCACGAGAUACAAAAGCCUGAAAGCUCAUACCAGGCUCAAGGGCAACUUCAUCCACACUUCUCAAACUCUUGACCAAACCUCUCGUACACUGAAAGGUGAACCCUUGUCUAUCCCAUCGUGGCCCUUGAACUUUAUUUGUCUGCCUGCACUCUCUCGGUAACUGUCACCUUCGAUUCUGCACUCUGUACCAGCCUGAUGUACUGAUCUGUCCUGAAUGGCUUACAGACAAAAGCUUUUCACUCUACCUCAGCACCUGUGACAAUGCUAAACCGAUACCAACGAAACCCAGUCCUGAUGACGAGUCGUCAAUCUAAAAUGUUAAUUCUGUUACAAGAACAAAAUGCUGCAAAUACUCAGCAGGUUAGGAAGCAACCAAACAGAAAGAACGAUUCAAGUAGAAGACCAUUACUAUCUGGGGGAACUCCAAGCAGAAUGUACAGUCUCCACAUAUGAGCACACAUGGAUAGACACACUCACACACACACUCACACACACACACACUCACACACACUCACACGCACACACACACACACACACCCUCACACGCACACACAUGCGCACACACAGGCACUCACACACACACACACGCGCAGACACACGCACGCACCCACAUGCACACACACACGCACACACACAUGCACACACACACACUCACACACACACACAUACACACACACAUGCACACACACACACACACACACACACACACACACACGCACACACACAUGCGCACACACAGGCACUCACACGCACACACACGCGCAGACACGCACGCACCCACAUGCACACACACACACGCACACACACAUGCACACACACACACACUCACACACACACACACACAUACACACACACACUCACACACACACACACUCACACUCACACUCACUCACACACGCACACACAUGCGCACACACAGGCACACGCACACACCCACAUGCACACACACGCACACACACACACAUGCACACACAUGCACGUGCGCACACACACACAGUCACACACGCACAUGCACACACACACGCGCACACACAUGCACACACGCACACACAGACAUGCACACAAACAUGAAUGCUCUCACACGCACACACACGCCCUCACACAUACACACGCACACACACAUACACAGACACACACGCACACGUACAAACACAUGCACACAGACGCGCGCACACACACAUGUAUGCAUGCACAUGCACACACACACCCUCACACACACGCACGCAGACGCACACACAAAUGUGCGCACACGCACACACAGACACACACACGCACACACACAGACAGACACACACACAUGCACGCACACACAUACAGACACGCGCGCACACACACAGACACACACACACACACACAGACACACGCACACACAUGCGCGUGCACACACACACACCCACCAAGUUACAGAGGUACACAAUUACAAACAUGCAGUUACACAUGCACACAUACAGUUACAAAAAGAUACAGAUACACAAACAGACACACACACAUACAGUUACAGACACAGUUACCCAGACACAUACAUAUAGUUCCAUAUGCUUUGAAACUACAGCUGUGAGGAUCCCUGCGGCAUCUGAUAACCCUGUGAUCCCUGUCUCAGAGGCCGGUGUUAGACUGUCUUUAAAGAGAGUGAAUCCUCGCAAGGCAGAAGGUCCCGAUGGAGUACCUGGUAAGGCUCUGAAAACCUGCGCCAACCAACUGACGGGAGUAU
Molecule: messenger RNA, 2575 nt
Organism: Hypanus sabinus (Atlantic stingray)
Lineage: Eukaryota; Metazoa; Chordata; Chondrichthyes; Myliobatiformes; Dasyatidae
Product: histidine-rich glycoprotein-like
Exons: 2
Coding region: 1476-2393 (305 amino acids)
Source: RefSeq, a predicted model, not a curated record